This is a messenger RNA of Durusdinium trenchii, 1437 nucleotides long. NCBI's taxonomy places the organism in Eukaryota, Dinophyceae, Suessiales, Symbiodiniaceae. The record is from the annotation of a GenBank genome assembly.
AUGGUCGACCGAAUCGACCCCGAACGACAGUGGGCAUUUCUUCUGCAGAAGCUGCGGAGCUUUCCAUUAGAUUGGCGCGGGACGGAUGAACAUGCUCGGCGCCUUGAUGCCUUGGGUAAAGAGGUCCGCCUUUCAGACCUCUAUGCGGCCUGCCCUAGUCUGCGCAAACGCGUAGCCAGCUAUGGUGGACUAGGGAAGUUGUGGAUGGCCGCACACGAGUGGGAUGUGGAGGUGAACGCAGAAGCUGUGGAAGAUCAGCAAGUCCCGCGGCUGGUGCAACAGGUGGUCAGUGAAGAGAAGCAGGAAGCAAUGUGGCAGCAGCUUCUUCAAGACCUUCGACGUUACCCUCCCUCCUGGAAUUCUCACUUGCACAAGGACUUGCGGGGAGCUUUGCUUGGGCGUCAGCUCCACUUAGCCCAACGCUUCGCUCGUUCCCCGGGGCUGCGGCGGCGCUUGGACCAGGAGGGUGGUUUGUGCAGCCUAUGGCAGAAGCUUCACGAGGAGGAUUUUGCAGGUGGCAGUGCUGCUGCAGGAGCCGCAGCAUCCUACUCCACUUCAUAUGGCUGUGGGCUGAACUCCUUGCCUUCCGACUACCAAGUGCAAAUGCCAAUGCGGCUGCCUGCUUUUUAUGAACCUUUCCAUCCAGCCAGGCAGCCGAGUUCCUAUGCCCGAAGCCAACCCAGUUCGUAUGCCCCAAGACCGCAAACAGCCUUUGGCAUCGGGCAGCCAGCUUCCUAUGCCCUCGGGCACUCCACUUCCUAUGCCCUAGGGCAGCCCACUUCUGACACAUACUCUUCUCGGCAGAUGUCGGACCUACGUCAGGCAGCUUCACUGCCCCCUUCCUUGGCGGUGCCGCCCCCUUGGGCUAGAGAGGCACACCCUUCCUACCCUGCCACUUUGCAGUGGCUUGAGGACCGCGAGGAGCAUGCCUUUGAUCCUGGCGAUUGGGCUCAAGCGAUCUUGUCCAACCGCUCCUCAGACAGCACCCGCAGCGAGCCAGAGCCCUCACCGGAGGACCUCUAUACGAUGCACGUGCGUAAUUUGGUCGGCACCACUGUGAAGGCGGCCGUUGAGGAGUCCGGGAAAGAUGUGCUGGUGAAUUGUUUUGCACCAUGGUGCGGCCAUUGCCAGAGGUUCAAGCCCAAGUACCAGGAGUUGGCCAAGCGCUUGGCUCAUGUGUCCAGCUUGGUCGUCUCGCAGAUGGAUUGCACCCAAAACGAUUUGGGCCCUUUGAAGCGCAUUGUGCACGGAUAUCCGACCAUUGCACUAUUUCCUGAUGGUCGCAAGGAUCAGGUCCAGCUUUAUGUUGGAAAUCGAUCUCCCGAGGACAUGACCAAGUGGCUCCACACCAAGGUCACACAUGACUUUUCAGACACGCCACCUGAGCUCGCAAAACGCGAGGGCGAUGGCUUACUCCCAGAUGAGGACGACUUGUGA